AUAGAAGCGUGAAAAGGCGUAAUACUACGGCGUGGCCGGACAAAGAGUCACGAUCUGAGCGUCGCGGCGACGGCGGGUGCUUCCGCGUUUCUUGCAGUUAUUAAUAAAAGCUCCGUUCUCUGGUGCUCCGAGGCCGCGUUUCUUCCGCGACGCUGCCAUCGUGUAAUCAGACGGCAGAUCGCCGGAGAGUUAAUUAGAAACGAAGCUGUGGAUUCUAAGCAAAGAAGAGCCUUUCUUCCUCGGAGACGAUAAUCGAUCGUCACGUGGGUAGAAUUAAAAGUCGUGGACUUUUCUGAAACACUCCAGAAUUAAUGUUCGUCUCUAAACAGGCUAAGGUCUGUUGUUUAAAAAAAAUCUAUUUAAUCCGCUUAGAAGAAUGCGACGCGUGCACAUGUACACGUGUGCACGCUCGCUUUCGUUUCUAAUUUCAUCUACUCGAGUUUCGUUUAAUUACUCUCAAUUGCUUGGAACGAACGCUCAGCCGGUGGUUCGACGACGAAUAAUCGUUUCAGAUGAAUUGUAGAGAAUCGCCUCGAGACAAAACCUCGGUCCCGGAUCUGCUGCCAAAACGUUCGUGCCAGCUGUGCAAUAUUCGAGAUUUGCAUGACGCGAGUCGUUAACCGUGCUUCUGAGAAACACGCCGAAUUCUCGGUAGGAUUUAUUGUUUCGCACAGAGGGUGAAGGAGAACAGGUAACGCGCCAGAAAUUCAUCACGUCUCUAACUCAGAGUACAUCGUAUCGUAAACAUCAUUGAUGACUCGUUCACGAGUGGAACACGACGCGUGCACGUGUCGGCAUAACGCGAACAGCUUCCGUGAUGUUCACCGCGGCGGGCAAAUGAAAAACUGACGUCGAUCAUCGAUGAGAUCGCGACACUUGGCUUCCGCAAUUCCAUCAAUAAUUUCAAAAGACAACUUCUCUGUGUGUACGCGACUUAACGCCGCGAGAAGAAAGCCAGCAGGCGAGCUACGAAGACGGGAGAGGAGCGAGAACGCGAAGCAAUUACUUCGUCCCUCCGUUUAAAUCGUUCGAAGAGUUUCGUUAUUACCUUUUUUGCCGGCGUUAAAGUCGGUCGCCUCGUCGGGCGCAUACGCCGAGCCUUUUCCCACGGUCUCGCGAUAAUUCGACCGAUCGUUUCCCAUUGCGCCCGAUUCUCGUCUACCGAGCGAGCAUUUGCAUCGAGUUAAGUACGCUAAACGCCGACAGCACUUACUUACACGAGCUCUGAACAAAUGCGCGUAGACAAGCUGCAACUGCUAUUCUACGAAAGUAGCAGCGAGACUGAAAAUUCUAUCUAUUGACCGGAAUUUCGUGGUUACCGUCGCGAUCUUCCGAAAUAAUGGACAUAUGGCUGGGCGAUGCGGAGGCGUACUUCCUCGGAAGGAAGACCGUGGAUCCUGCGUCACGAGUGCUAGGCGUGAGACGCAUGGAACACGCGGAUCUCCCGAGUGUGGAGCGGCUGAUACGCCCGGAGACGUAUGAGAUCUUCGGGGACGUGGACGUUGGACGCAUAUUGUAUCGAUGAAUCAAUCUGAGAAUUCUACAAAGCCAGUUCUAUCGAAUGCGCGAGUAAAAAAUACGUUUCCAGCGAGAAAAGCUGCCUGUCGGUUGUGCAAUGUAACGAGAAAAGCGAGGUCAUUUCAAGCAUGUGCCUUUGCAAUUAUCCGAACGUACCGGCAGUGCCUCCGGAAGACUGGAUGCACUGGAUCUACGCUUCGUACAAGGUCGAAGACGUGACGGAGAUGAACACGAUGUUUCUGCACCUACUCGUGUGGGACAAACGAUACACCGGUCAUUUCUACGAAGACCUUCUGACCGGGCUCUUCGACUUCACCUCGUAUCUGCAGCACGUGAUCCUCGUGCUUCCUCCUCAGAUCAUUCUAGCGGACGUGUUCGAAGGGCAAAUGAUCAGAGUACCACCCAGGUGUACCACCGACAGACUUUCCAUACAGUCCAUCUACGUGACCGAACGCCACUUGAAGAAUCCCAGACUCAGAAUCCGUCGAGUCGUGGAAGAGGACAACGACGACGUUGUACCGAUCAUCGACGACGAGUCUAUUCUGGUGAAAGAGUUUUACGGCGAGUUUUACGUGAGCGAGAUGGUUCGUUAUCCCGACGAUUGUAGACGCGUGAUCGUCUCCGAGGACGAGGACGGUCUGGCCACAGGAGUGAUGUUUCUCAACAGUAAUAUAGACGUGAACGCGUUGAAUGAGAAUUUCGAGUUGGUGCUGUACAACGGUCUUAGGAAACCCCACGAGAAAGAUUACUUCCCGCCUGGGUACAUGAUACCAGCCAGCGAAACGUAUUUCUCGUUCUUCUCGAGGAAACCGCGGAAGGAAACGCCAGAAAGCUCCACACCUUCCCCUGAACGAAGCAUGGAGGAUGUCCAUUACCCAUCAGAAUCGACAUCCAAUAGUUCUGUGUCCAUAGAGGUAAUGCCUGCAGUACCGAAACAAGCAACCGCCCAGGAAAAAGAUCCCUUCGGGGAUAAAUCCCUGUUCGAUAUGUCCGUUACGACUUUCCUCAGCUAUUUGCCAUCGAUCGACGGGUCGUAUCGGCCGACAGUAACGACCGCGUUCAUGGAUUCCGUAUACGACAUUCCACAACGGAAGACGAAGAUCGAGUCGAUCGAGAUCGACGCGGUCUUACAGUCGGACAAGGUGAAGGUCCCGUCGCAGCCAGUAUACUACGGCGAGGUGAACGCGUUCGUUUUGGAAAUCUUCUCGAUGCGGGAUCAAGUGAAACGGCGAUGGAGCAGAAAUUUCGUAGAGGCUGCGUUCGAGUGUUUUCCUAAUCUGGAUUACUGCGCGAUACUCGUCCCGUUCUCUCAUCCGUUCAUUCAUCUACUCGAACACUUCAUGUUUGUCCCGUUGAGAUGCAACAAGGAUUAUCCAAUGGCGUUGCACAUAACGCAUCGCGCGGCUCUCUUGGGUCAACCGAAAGUUCGCGAAGCCAGGCUCUGCGAUCGGGAGGACGUGCAGGAGCUUCUACAGAAGAUUCCGAAAACGGAACAGAUCUUGGCCGACUUCGACGAGUCAAUGAAAGAAGAACGGACCGACUUGCACUGUUACGUCGUUCAAUGGGAGGACGUGAUCGUCGGCGUGGCGAUUAUUCGUUCCGAGAACGAAGUCACGUACAUCAAGCGGCGGUACCAUGUGGAAGAUUACAUCGUGUUGCAGAAUAUACGGCACGACGCUUACGGCCGUAUCCUCCAUUUUGUUCUCAUGCCAAUAUUUUCUAUUCACCUGGCCCACUUUUUUAACGAGAUCAUGCGGUUCACUAAUAUGAUGGUUCUUUUCUAUCGACUCACCGGAAGCGCUUUAAGCGCAUUGACUCGUACACACCCUCUGACCAUCUGUUUGAAAGGCAUGGUGCCCAUGCACCCUCGUCAAAGAAUCGUCUACAAGUAUCAUGAGUUCGAGGAAACCGACGAACCUCAGCAAGAAACUGAACCCUUCUCACUGUUCAUGACGACGCCAAGGCUGUCGAUGAUCCCUGUUACGUACGUCGACUCGAAGAUCGUCGUAGUGGGAGCGUCAGACUGCGGCGUAGCUUUUGUGGAACAACUUGCCUUCGGGUAAAUCUCGCCUUAACGA
Molecule: messenger RNA, 3596 nt
Organism: Ceratina calcarata
Lineage: Eukaryota; Metazoa; Arthropoda; Insecta; Hymenoptera; Apidae
Product: cilia- and flagella-associated protein 61
Exons: 9
Coding region: 1647-3581 (644 amino acids)
Source: RefSeq, a predicted model, not a curated record